AUGUACCGAACAACUUGCUGCUGCACAUAUGCAUGCACGCAGGAGUGCUUCGACUUGCGAAACAGUCAGAUCACACAUAAAGCGGACAUGUUCGCGCUGGGUGUGCUGCUGUGGGAGAUGCUGACCUGCAGGAGGCCCUGGCCUGGACUGAACCCGCUGGCAAUCGGCCUGAUGGUAGCGUUCAACGGUAUGCGCCCUCCCUUGGAUGAAAUCCUGGCCUCCAAGCGCUGCCCUCACAAGCUGGGUCGUCUGGUGGUAGCCUGCUGGGACACAGAUCCAGACCGACGGCCCGCAGCUGCGGAGACAAUCAAGGAGCUGGCGCUGAUACUGCAAGGUCAGCAGCUUCAAUUCAAACAGCAGCUGGUGCAGUCCGCACUGGAUAGGACAGGACAGGAAGGCGGCGGUGGCCGUUGUUUGCAGCCAUUCGACUGCUCCUCGGGCUGA
Molecule: messenger RNA, 444 nt
Organism: Volvox carteri f. nagariensis
Lineage: Eukaryota; Viridiplantae; Chlorophyta; Chlorophyceae; Chlamydomonadales; Volvocaceae
Exons: 4
Coding region: 1-444 (147 amino acids)
Biological process (GO): protein phosphorylation
Molecular function (GO): protein kinase activity; ATP binding
Source: RefSeq, a predicted model, not a curated record